CGACAAGAAAUAGAUUUGACACAUUAUAACUUCCUUAUUCCAAACUUGUAACGACAACUGAAAGUAGAAGAAAACAUGAGCUUCACGGUUAUUUUCCUACUUGUCUGCGCCACCGUGGGUAUGGUAGAGCCACAUGGAUACCUUAAAGACCCACCAGCAAGAGGCACCAUGUGGAGGCAAGGCUGGGAUACACCUGAAAAUUACAAUGACAAUCAAUUGUUCUGUGGAGGAAAGCAGCACCAACAUCUGACCAACGGAGGUAAAUGUGGUGUUUGUGGUGACCCGUAUGAGAUGCCACAACCACGUGACAACGAAGGAGGUGGCAAAUAUUCCAGCGGUGUCAUUUCAAAAUGUUACAAGAAAACAUCAUCAUUCAUUGAGGUGAAAGUGCAACUAACAGCCAAUCAUCUUGGAUACUUUGAAUUCCGAUUAUGUGAACAUAACGACCCCUUCACACCUGUUACUCAAGAAUGUCUCGACGAGCACGUUUUGACAUUACACAAUGGAGGAGGCACUAGGUACUACGUUGCACCUGAAAAUGGAGAAUACACAGUGGAGUUGCUAUUACCUGAAGAUAUUCAGUGCAAUCAAUGCGUUCUUCAGUGGAAAUACAAUACAGGUAAUUCUUGGGGAUGUGAAGGUGAACUCUGUGGUCUCGGAUAUGGAGACCAGGAACAGUUUUAUGGUUGUUCAGAUAUCUCUGUCCUGGAAAGCUGUGAGAAUUUUGAUCAUUAUCAAUAUCUUAACAAGCCUUCCACUUCCUCAACAACCACUACACCUACUCCUUCAACCACCACAAAGUCUACUCCAUCAGUCACCACUACACCUACUCCUUCAACCACCACAAAGUCAACUCCAUCAGUCACCACUACACCUACUCCUUCAACCACCAGAAAGUCUACUCCAUCAGUCACCACUACGUCUACUCCUUCAACCACCACAAAGUCUACAAAUGAAUUAACUUCCACAACCAAAUCCUCAACAACAAAAACAACCACACGAUUGACUCCAACCUCUACUGCUUCAACAUUGACAACUGCGUCGUCUGCCUAUGGAGAAUGUUAUCCUAAACCUGAGUUUGAAGUUGAAAAAGACGCUUUUGAUGAAAUAUGCAAGUUAGGUUGUUCAAAAGGGUUGUGUUUGUCAUACUAUUGUGAAUGUAAAAAACAACAGUCCACGACAAAGUCUUCAACAUUAAUGACCAUUAUUUCAUCAUCUGUAAUACCUUCAUCAUCAUCAUCAUCAUCAUCACCAUCGUUAUCGUCAACAUCAACAACAAAAUCAACAACAACAACAUUAUCACCAACAACAACUCAGUCAUCACAAAAAUGUCAGUAUGUAAAAGUGACGGAUCUCUAUCAAGGCGUCGCUGGUAUGUUAGACUGGUGUGUUCAGCAAUGCCUCAUUAACAUAUGUCCAAGUUCUCAUUGUAUAUGUUAAGUAAAUUUUUUUGAUAUCUUUUGAAGCUAAGAGUUUUAUUGGUUUUGUAAUUUGUCUCAAUUUUUUUUCUCAUUUUUUAAGAAUCAUUAUUUAUGUUAUUAUUGUUCCUCCAUGUAUUGAAAUAAUGCCGAAAAAGUGAGGGGGGGGGGGUUGUUUUUUUUUUAUGCAUGAUUCAUGAUAUUGCUAGUCAUCAUACUCCAAUGUACUAUAAACAUGCAGUGAGAAUAUAGAACUUUUAUCAGUGCAGUUCUAUGAACAAAUUUAUUUCUUGUAGUCCUAGAACCACAAAAUAUAUAAAUCAAAGACCAUGUUUUCUAGUAUACAUGUAUAUAUCAAUUUACACAUAUAUCACUAAAAUCUAUUCAUGCAUGUACCUUAAACAAAUGGAAGAAAUCCUGCCAUAGUGAGAUUAUAUGUUAUUUUAUAAUAAGAAACCCCAUGUUUGACUUUCUUUGUGUUUAAUAAAAGGGGGGCACCAUGAUGUUGUUUAUACAUGAAAAAAUGUUGUUAUUUGAAUAAAAAUGUUUUUUUAAAUAAA
This is a messenger RNA of Saccostrea echinata, 1978 nucleotides long. RefSeq lists its product as uncharacterized. The record is from RefSeq and is a predicted model, not a curated record. NCBI's taxonomy places the organism in Eukaryota, Metazoa, Mollusca, Bivalvia, Ostreida, Ostreidae. The coding region runs from base 76 to 1440 and encodes 454 amino acids. The transcript has 3 exons.